AUGUUACCACCUGUGCAGCUGCCGACGGCGGCCACAGACGAGUACUUGGGCCGCGUCAACCUGAUGUCCGGCUCUUCCGUGGAGCUCAAAUACUCCUUUGUCGACGCGGAGACGCAGGAGGAGGUGUCCCUCCCGCGUGUGAACCUGACUUUCUACGCCCUCAAUGUGGCCACACAGCAGGUGAUCUCCGCCAGUGGUUACAAGAAGACCUAUGCCUCAGAGGGCAUCUUCAAGAAGGACUAUUCGGACCACGGCGUCUCAUUCUCCUCCGGCAAUCCUUGCACUGGGCCCCUCGGGAGUGAGGAGUGCAAGCUCACUUUCUACUACACCCAGGCCUCGGAGAUCCGGGUGACCCUUUCAGCGCCUGGAGUGAGAGGCUUCGGGCAUCUCUUCUACUUCUCCGGCUCGUUUUGCAACUCGAUGGCGAUUCCGUCGGCGAAGUGCUACGACGAUGUUUGCCCUGAAGGCUACAGCAUCAAGCCAGGAGCGCUGGGCAUGUCCUGCGUCACCGAGGUGUGCGACACGAGCGAGUGCUGUGAUCGGAAGCCUGAUUCAGUGGAGUAUCCCCUCGUGCAAUCUUGCCACGGGAUGGAGCGAACGUGGCGAAAAUGCCCGAACCUCCCCGAUUGCCACGAAUGCUACCCGAUAGACUGUGUGUUCCACCCGUGGACCGAGUGGGUCAGUGUUGGCGGCUGCUCUGGACUUUGUGAGCGCACGAGGUACCCCGGCCACAACAACGAGUGUGGGAAUCCUUGCUCGGGACACACCAAGGAGACCGUUGUGCGCCUGGACGAUCCUCUGUGCUACCCGCCUUCCUGCAUCGAGCGCGAUCGGGACUGUGUCUGGGGCGCUUGGGAAGAGUGGAGCUCCUGUAAGCACCUCGAUGAGUGCUCGGUCUGCCAACUAUCUCAGAGAUAUCGGUCGAGGCAGAUUCUGGUGGACGCCACAGGGCUGGGAUCUCCUUGCAUAGGUGCCUGGAACGAAACCCGGCCCUGCCAAGCUUCCCAUGCCAUCGACUGUGAACUCUCCGAAUGGGCAGAGUGGACCUGCUGCAGCAAGAGCUGCGGAACCGGGUGGCAGGCAAGAAUGCGUCGUGUCAUCCAAGAGGCAAUGUUUGGAGGGCGUCCUUGUGCCCCAGAAUACCUUGACAACCAUGGGCUCGUUGUGCGUCAGACGCAGCCGUGCAACCAGGAGCCUUGCGACAGCCCGGUGCCUUGCGUGCUCUCGGACUGGAGCUCCUGGGAAGGGUGCAGCCAUCUGUCGCCGUACCAAAAAUUCCGCUUCCGCGAUGUGCUGCAGACAGAAAUGAAUGGCGGCAAGGUCUGCGAUGUCGACCUCAAUCAGACAGCUGGCUGCCCUGAGCCGCCCUGGGACUUGCCCAAGCCCAGCUGUGAGAUGAGCACGUGGUCCGAGUGGACGGAUUGCUCUGCCACCUGCGGCGGUCAGAAGCAUCGCAGCAGGAGACAGGGGCACAAGAUGCCGCAAGGGUGCGGGUCGGUUCGGCCCAUCUUGGGUUUCAAGUUUGCAAGUUGGGUUCAACUUUGA
Messenger RNA from Symbiodinium sp. CCMP2456, 1545 nucleotides. NCBI's taxonomy places the organism in Eukaryota, Dinophyceae, Suessiales, Symbiodiniaceae. The record is from the annotation of a GenBank genome assembly.